AUGACUGUUACCGAGAUCGGUUGUAUGGGUGUCAAGCCCGGUAUCAAUGUUAUGGAUGAUACUACCAAAGAAGGUCGAUCCCUGACAGGAGUCUAUCAAGCCGUCACCGCCGCUCUGGGAGGCCCACAGCGGGUCUAUUGGGGCCUGGAGAUGGAAGAUCCGUCCAAAAUAUGGUGUUUCUUCGACUUCAACUCGGUCGAGGAGCAUGAGGAGUUUGCCCAGUCCCGUCAAACCGCUGUAUGAUAUCAUGACGCAUGGAGAAUUCACCAAGCACGUUGCUCUCACGUCAUCUUCUCCUUUGCUAUCCCCUAUGACGGAACUCAUACUCGUUUAUCUUCCUUCAGACAUCUCACCCGACAAGAAAACUGUAACCGCUACGCAGCUCCAGCAGUUUGUAUACAAUGGUAUUGGCGAAUCCUUCGACGUCGAAUCUGUGAGCUACGGCUGGGGCGUGGAGAACGACUUCCCGGUAAAAGGAGGUGACGCAGAACAGAAAGGCUCAAUUCUCAUGGCCUUGAUCGGCUGGUCUGGCGUUGAUGCGCACAAGAAGUUCCGUGAAACCGAGGCAUCGAGGGAUGUCUUAGACUCGAUUGGUGGUAUGGAGGGUAUGGUGAAGUUGGCGACCUUGUGUGUUAGAUGUCGUAGUCUCGAGAGCAAGGUUGAGUAGAUGAGGUUUUCGGGUUGCGUCAAAUUUGGGUAGGCUUUGGCUUGUGUAGUAUUGGGUAUUGAUGUAUCUCAGUAUUGAGAGAUUAUCGCGCAUCUGUAUGUCUUCUUCUAGGAGACAUGAAAACACAUCAUUUUGCUUCUAGUCAGAUAUAAACUGUUUAAUAGUCCACAAUGUUUGAUAGUCUACAUUGUCCACGCCACCACAGCUCGGAAGAGGUCAAUAUAACAAU
Messenger RNA from Dothidotthia symphoricarpi CBS 119687, 896 nucleotides. RefSeq lists its product as uncharacterized. The record is from RefSeq and is a predicted model, not a curated record. NCBI's taxonomy places the organism in Eukaryota, Fungi, Ascomycota, Dothideomycetes, Pleosporales, Dothidotthiaceae. The transcript is spliced from 2 exons. Bases 206 to 667 code for a protein of 153 amino acids.